CUCGGACUCGCUAGAGAGUCACCGCUUCCGGUCCCGCCCCGGCGGGUCCUCCGGCGGCGCCAAGAUGGCGCAGGCCCUGUCAGCCGAGGAGUUCCAGCGGAUGCAGGCACAGCUCCUGGAGCUGCGCACGGAGAACUACCGCCUCUCGGACGAGCUGCGGAAGAAUGGCGCCGAGCUGUCGGGGCUGCGGCAGCGGGUGCAGGCGCUGGACAAGGACCUGGCCAAAGCUAACAAGGCUCUCAGUAAGAGCAAGAAGGCGCAGGAGGUGGAGGCGCUGCUGGGGGAGACACGGAUGCUGCAGGGGAAGCUUCAGAGCCAGGAAGAUGACUUCCGUCUACAAAACAGCACCCUUUUGCGUGAGCUGGCCAAGUUGUGUGCGCAGAUUGAAGGACUGGAGGAGGAGAACCGGCAGCUACGGGAUGGGGGGCCCCCAGGACCACCCCAUGACCCGCCGGCGUCUGCAGAGCCCCCCCAGGAUGUGGUCGCCGGAGACAGUGGGGCCUCCCCAGCCCCUACAGAUGGCCACCCAGAGCCCCCUAAGGACCUGCAGCUGGCAGAGGAAGGGUUAGGGGGCGAGGGUGACGCUCCCCCCAGGGAACCCCCAGCACUCGCUGCCCAGGGUCUUUUGCAGGCAGAGGUGACCCGGUUGCAGGCAGAAGUGGCUGAGCUGACAGAAAAAUUGAAAAACAAGCAGGAGAGUUUCCUCCAGCUGCAGGCGGAGAAGGAGGCAUUGCUCAGGGACAGUCGGAGGGAGGUGGAGGAGCUCCGGGCCCAGCGGGAUGAGGAAUUUCAGGAGCUCCAGACUCAGAACCAGCGGCUGCAGCAGGAGCUGGAGGCCGCAGCCCAGGCGAAGGUGGGGCUGCAGGAGCGGAGCGGGGCCCUGGCCCGGGAGCUGCAGGAGGCCCAGGCGCAGCGCGAUGCCCUCGAUGCCCAGCUCCAGGCGUGCGCGGGGGAGCGCGACGGGCUGCGGCGGCGGCUGGCAGAGGUGGAGGACGCCCACAGCGAGAGUGAGCGGGGCCGGCGGCAGGCACAGGAGCAGCUGGAGCGACAGGCGCAGGAGCACGCAGCGGCCACCCGCGCCAGUGCAGAGCAGCACCGGGCCGAGCUGGAGGGCCGUGUGGGGGAGCUGCAGGCGGCGCUGGGGGAGGCUGAGCGGCAGCGGGAGCUUCAGGAGGCCGAGGGCCGGGCACUGCGCCAGGAGCUGAAGGAUGUCCGCGAUGGACAGCGUAUCCUGGAGAAGAAGGGCAGCGCUGCGCUGAAGGACCUGAAGCGGCAGCUGCAGCUGGAGCGGCGCCGGGCCGACCGCCUGCAGGAGCGGCUGCAGGAGCUGCUGGCGCCCAACCGUGCCCGCAGCGGGCUGGAGGAGCUGGGGCUGGAGGGCGGGUCCCCUGGGCGGGGCCCGGGCGGGGACAGCAGCAGCCUCUCCUCCCUGGGCCGGGAUGGCUCUGCCCCUGGCAGCACCAAGUCGGGCUCAGGCAGCCCCGGGGGGGGCAGCGGCGGCGGGGGGGUCCCUGGUGGGGGCGGCCUGUCCCCCGCAGAGGUGGCGGAGCUGUUCCAGCGCCUGGCCCAGAGCCAGCAGGAGCGCUGGCUGCUGGAGGAGAAGGUGCGUCACCUGGAGGUGAGCAGCGCGUCAAUGGCUGAGGACCUGUGCCGCAAGAGUGCCAUCAUCCAGAGCUUCGUGCGGGACAGCCGUCUGGAGGCGGCAGGACCCCCCGGGCCCCCCCGGCGGGGCACGGGGCCGGGCGAGGAGGGGCUGCGGGAGAUGAACAAGAAGCUGCAGAACAUGCUGGAGGAGCAGCUCACCAAGAACCUGCACCUGGGCCAGGACCUGGAGGCAUUGUCACAGGAGCUGGCCCGGCUCAGCAAGGAGCGAGCUGCGCCCCCCGGGCCGCCGUGAGAGGCGGGGCCUCUGCAUCUGGGCGGGGCGAUGUCCCGCCCCCUCGCCGCCCCCUGCGCUAGGCUCCGCCUCCCCCCGCGGGGGGGCGUGUUCUGUUCUAGGGUGGUGUGGCCCUUUUAAGGGGCACGUCGCCCCUUUAAAGAGCGCGUUUCCCCUUUAAGGCGGGCGUGGCCCCUUUAGGGGGGUCCCGCAUGCGCCCCCGCCUCCCUUAAUAAAGUUGACGUGAACCGUU
Messenger RNA from Phalacrocorax carbo (great cormorant), 2129 nucleotides. NCBI's taxonomy places the organism in Eukaryota, Metazoa, Chordata, Aves, Suliformes, Phalacrocoracidae. The record is from RefSeq and is a predicted model, not a curated record.